CUCUCAGUUUAAAGCGGCUAACCGGUACGCUAAAAGCUUGGCAACUCUCUCCAAAUUCUGUUCCGAAGAAGAAGCCUCGUCUCGGAUUAGGGUUAGGGUUUCUGUGUUUUCUCUUUCUUCCGUGUAACUUCUACGUUUCCCUUCGUCGCUCCAAGAGCUAUGGACUCUGCUCUAGUGAUCAAGGUGAAAUAUGGAGAUACCCUCAGGCGCUUCAGUGCUCGUGUUGAUGAGAAUAAUCGGCUGGAACUUGACAUGGUUGACUUGAGGGCAAAGAUAUGUUCUAUCUUCAGUUUCAGUGCUGAUGCAAAUUUAAUUCUGAGAUAUGUUGAUGAAGAUGGUGACUUGGUGACUCUAGUUGAUGAUGAUGAAUUGCGUGAUGUGAUGAGGCAGCAAUUGAAGUUCUUGAAAAUUGAUGUACACAUGAACAAUGACAGUGGGGGUAAAUCAAAUGCUGGGUCUAGUGGAAGUGCCACCCCCAUAGAAUCUUGUCCUGCCUCAAGCCCAUUUCUGUUUAGAAAUGCUAUGCUACGUGAACAUCUUUCUAAAAAAGCAGCAUCUUCAAGUCCUGUGGUUGAUAAUCUUGCUGAUUCAAUUUUGAAAAUGGGACUAAUCCAGCCUGGUGAUGCAGCUGGUAGAAGUUCAAAAACUAGUGUUCCUGAAGAACCUAUCCCUAAAGCAAUGGGUCCACAAUCUUCACAUGUGGACUCAGCUUCCAAUGCCAGUGUCAAUAGUGAUAGUGCCACCCUGUUGAGAUCUCCAAUUCCAAACCCAUCUCUGAGUGGAAAUGCUGUUAAAGUUGACAUCUCAUGCUCUGUGCCUGAGCCAAUAUGCCAGUUUCUUUCCAAUUUAUCAAGUUCAAAUUCUGCAUCCUCAAGUCAGCUGCCUGCAAAUCUCACUGAUUUAAUUUCCCUAGUGCCUGAACCACUACGCGAGUUUCUUUCUAAUUUAUCACGUUCAAAUGCUGCAUCUUCAAAUCAGCUGCAACAUCUCACUGAUUUAAUUUCCCGAAAAUCUGUUCUAAAUUCUCAUUGCCAGCCUCAUGUUUCAACCGGUCCAUUCACAAAAAAUGGUGUUCCUGAAGAACCUAUCACUUUUGAAGCAAGAGGUCAACAGAUCCCAUCUGCAGACUUGGCUUUCAAUGCCACUCAACAAGUGGAGGCAGGAGUUGCCCCUGUUGAUCUCAAUGUCCCUCCUUUUGAUCCUUUUUUAGCUCAGUUCCCUGAUGGUGAUGGCAAGAAGGGUGAAAUGCUGGCUGUCAAUAGUUCUGCUAGUAAGGAUGACAAUAGUGGGAUAUGCUCAAGUUCUGCUGGUCCUAAUAACAAUUCUACCCAGACUACAUCAUUGACUUCUGGUGCUUUCAUUGACUGUCCUGGGUCAUAUUAUUCUUGGCCACCUCCACUUCCUGGAAACUAUAAAAUGCCCCCAUUUAAAAGGAGCCAUAGUCACACUGAUGCAAUGUCUGGUAUGUUCCAUAAGGGGGUCCGCUGUGAUGGCUGUGGUGUCUAUCCAAUAACUGGACCUCGUUUCAAAUCCAAAGUAAAGGAAAAUUAUGAUCUUUGCAACAUUUGUUUCAAUGAAAUGGGUAAUGGGACAGAUUACAUCAGAAUGGACCACCCUGCAUCUGCUCGUGGCCCUCGAUGCGUAUAUGGACAUACAAAAAACUUUCCAACAUUACCACCACAUAUUUUAAAGAAAGGUGCCAUUUUGAAGCAUGCAAGGCCAAGGCUAGAUAGUCGGUUUAUUUUGGAUGUCAAUGUGAUAGAUGGUACAAUGAUGGCUCCGUCUACCGCAUUUACAAAGAUCUGGCGGAUACGCAAUAAUGGCUCUAUAGUCUGGCCCAAGGGAACUCAACUUGUUUGGAUUGGAGGAGACAAGUUUAGUGACUUUCAUUUAGUUGACUUACAGGUUCCCGAGGAUGGUGUCCCUGUGGAGAAGGAACUUGACAUUGCAGUUGACUUUACAGCACCUCCGUUACCUGGUCGAUACAUAUCAUACUGGAGGAUGACAACUCCAUCUGGACAUAAAUUUGGCCAACGUGUUUGGGUCCUUAUACAGGUUGAUGCAUCUCUCCAGGACUCAUUUUAUGAUACCUCUCAAGGUCUGAACUUGAAUAUUCCCCUUGAUAUCAGUGGCUCUAAAGGACCUCAGAUUAUAGAUAUCAAUGUCCAGCCUACUGAGGAAGAUACUGUUCUUCAAACCCGCAAUCCUAAUGCUCCCAUUGAACCUGUGAAUCAAAUGGUUGAUAAUGAACCAAGGUUUGAGCUGGAAAAUGAAUUCCCUAUAAAUGAAGCUACAUUUGUUGGCCCUGCUGCCUCAGCCCCUGCUGCAACCCCUGUGGCAUCUUCAUCAGUUUCUUAUCCUAUUAUUGAUUUAUCUGAAACAACCCCAGCUGUUCCAUCUAAUCAGCAAUCCUCAACUGUGGAUGUGCCUUCAUCAUCUAUGGGGACUGGUGGAAUUAAUUCUGUGGAGGAGAGUCUACUUAAAGAGCUUGAGGAGAUGGGUUUUAAACAGGUUGAUUUGAACAAGGAGAUCUUGAGGAAUAAUGAGUACGAUCUGUACCAAUCCCUAGACUUUCUCUGUGGUGUUUCUGAGUGGUAGUGGGACCAUCCAUUUGCUUGCAGAGUUACGGGAGAUGGGUUCCCGUGACAGAGAUGAAUAAGAGGCUGCUUGAGAAAAACAAUGGAAGCCUCAAACGUGUUGUUAUGGAUUUAAUCAACGGCGAGCAGUAUUUUAGUUGAAAUGUUAGUUAAUAGUAGUUUAUGUAAAGGUGGCGACUUGGGCUUCUUUACAGUUUAAGCCUUGUUAUUUUGAUUUAUAUAAAAUAUUAAAACUUUAAAAUCGCCAAUUUCUAUCUAACCGUGGGGCUUUAAUUGACCCCUGAAAAGAAGGGUGGAUAAUUAAUUAUUCAUUUUUUUUAGUAAGGCUUGCGGCCUUUUUCCUCCUCCUCAUCGUACGAGGGGGUGCAUGAUGCCGGCAAGAAGUGAUAUUUUAUUUUUAUUAUUGGCUUCAUACCUGUCACCAUCUUGUCUUUGAGGAUGAGUUAUAGCAGAAUAUAAGAGAACAAUUUCAAUGGGCAUUAGAAAGUUCGGAG
Molecule: messenger RNA, 3091 nt
Organism: Glycine soja
Lineage: Eukaryota; Viridiplantae; Streptophyta; Magnoliopsida; Fabales; Fabaceae
Product: protein NBR1 homolog
Exons: 7
Coding region: 160-2598 (812 amino acids)
Molecular function (GO): zinc ion binding; protein binding
Source: RefSeq, a predicted model, not a curated record